AUGGGUGGCUUGAAGAGGAAGAUUGAUACAGAGAAGAAGGUAGAGGGGAAAAAACCACGAGCGGUUACAUUCUCGAAACGUCGGAAGGGCCUUUUCAGCAAAGCCGCAGAGCUUUGUCUUCUCUCCGACGCUCAGAUUGCAAUCUUAGCUACUCCGGUUUCGUCUAAUUCACACAACUCUUUCUACACUUUUGGACACUCCUCUGUCGAUAGCGUUGUCGCUGCUUUCCUCGCUGGUCAGACUCCGACUCGGGAUGACGUACUCGACGAUGAUGAAAAGUUAGGGUUUUGGUGGGAAGACGAGAGUCUCGCCAAUUCGGAGAAUGCGGAGGAAUUGGGCGACGCGAUUGAUUCAAUGAAGAGGAUGUUACACGAUCUCAAGGAGUUGCAAAGAGAUCAUCAACACGUACUAGUGGAGAAGGACAACAACAACAACAAUGCUUCUUCUUUUACUUUACGUGGAAACGACGACGUGGGUGAAGGAUGCAGCAACUUUGAUCAAAUAUUUGAUUCGGUUGAUGAUGAGACUCAAUCUCAAGUUAUGCCCAUGAUCAAUUUGGACGACGACGACUUCUUCUCUUCUGAUUUCUUCAAUGAAAUUGAUAUUGAUGCUCUUUAUUAUGCAUCUACAAACUUUUAA
Messenger RNA from Camelina sativa (false flax), 639 nucleotides. The record is from RefSeq and is a predicted model, not a curated record. NCBI's taxonomy places the organism in Eukaryota, Viridiplantae, Streptophyta, Magnoliopsida, Brassicales, Brassicaceae.